UUGUCACCACUCUCUCUCUACUCUCCACAACCUCGUCUCUUUCACUUCCCCAUUACAAUCUCGCAGCCAUCCUUUGAGAUUCAAAAACCCUCUUGGCUUUUGAUCUCUCAAAACCCUUAAAAGUCUCAAACUUUAUAGACAGAAGCUGAGAGCCACAUCCUCCCAAGGCAAGAAAGUUUCAACCUUUAUGAUAUUUUGUUCACUGUUUUUUCAACUUUUUUGGUUCCGCCAUUUCGGUUUUCAUCGCAUACUGAGAUUGGUUUAGGGGGUUUCUGUUGGUUCCUGUUCAUUUGAGGCCGGAAAUGUUUGAAUGUUUUGAUUUUUAUGAUCAGGGUUUUGGUGUUGUUGUUGAAGAAAAAAAGAUAAGAUUUUGGUGGGUUUUUAGCUCUAACUCUGUUUUGGUUUCUUUUUGCAGAAGAAGUUUGUGCUGUGUUGAAGUGAGUUGAGGACUGAUUUGGACGCAGAGCAAGUGAGUUACCCAUUUCUAGGUUUUGAAUUGUGUUUGGCUUUGAGUUGUGUUUAUAUGAUAAUAUGGGGUGCUUGGUUUAGUUGGAUAGACAUUUUGUCCGAGUUUCAUGAUUGUUAUAUGUAAUUCGUGGGUAGUCUGAUUUUAUUAGUUGAAGUAAAAUUUUCUGAUUUUGCGAGAAAAGGAGAAAUUAUGAGACUUUGCUGGCUAUUGAUCAACACAUUAGCUUCUUUGUCCCUUGAAAUUGUUCUUUGGAGUGGUCUUGUUACUUGUGUUUCUUAUGUAUCUUUGCGAUUUUGUUUGGAUGAACUGGUUCAGUGUAGCUAAGUGUUUGAGCAUGAUAACUCAUUACAUACAGUUAAACUAUCUCGGGUUUGACAUAAAUGCAAGUCUCGUUACCUGCCCAUUUUGGAUUCUUUUUGUUUUUUUGCAAAAAUUUACAACUUUCCCUUGUUUUUAUCCAAUAGAUGUGUAAAUAUUUGUUUACAUAGACAAAAGGCUUUCAUGUGUGGUACUAUAUGGGUGCAAUGGUUUGUCUUUGCUUCUGAGCUAUUAAAAUCUCUUUGCUAUCACCCUUUGUAAGAUUUAAAAUCUACUGAAAAUGGAUGCAGCAACUCUAUGCCAGAUUAAAAAGAGGAGCAUACGUGUUUGAGUCUUGGUGUUAUGGAUAAGGAAUAUAACUUCCAAAUCCUUUUACCAAAUGGCACAACCGUUCGUUUGAAAUUUUACAACCCUGAGCCGAAAAUGCCAUUCAGAGAUUUUAUUCAAAGAGUGGAAAAGGAAUAUGUCCGCGCUUGGAAACAAUCAGGUUCAGUGAAGCGGAAGCGGGAAGUUAACUGGAAAGGCGGCAGCUUUCUUCUUGUAGAUGCUGAUGAUAUGAAGAUACAAAAUGUAGUGAAUUUCAAGAACUUCAAGCAACAAGAGUGUCACAUCUUAAGGCUUCAAGACGGUCUUGAGGAUAUCACUACUACUUUUGAGAACAUGUGGGAUUUGACGCCUGAUACUGAUUUAAUUAAGGAACUACCACAAGAGUAUACGUUUGAGACUGCUCUGGCAGAUUUGAUUGACAAUUCCCUGCAAGCUGUAUGGUCAAGUGAAGUGAGUUAUAAACAUAUAAGUGUGGAUAUUGACGAUGAUAUGAUCUCCAUAUUUGACACUGGCCCAGGGAUGGAUGGAAGUAAUGAAAACUCAAUAGUGAAGUGGGGAAAGAUGGGUGCUUCACUUCACAGGUCUUAUAAGGAACAGGCAAUAGGGGUUAAACCUCCUUACCUAAAGCCCUUUUUUGGAAUGUUUGGAUAUGGUGGACCUAUAGCGUCCAUGCAGUUGGGGAGGUGUGCAUUAGUUUCAUCUAAGAAAAAGGAUUCCAAGAAAGUGUAUACCUUGAGUCUUGAUAGAGAUGCUUUACUCAGUUCUAAUUGGAAGACUGGUGGUAGCAUGAGGGAUCCUGAAGAAGAUGAGAUGAGAAGAACACCACAUGGAAGCUUCACUAAGGUUGAAAUCUCUGAACCUAAAUCAAAAGUAGAUGUACAUCAACUCCGGUGCAAGCUGAAGGAUAUAUAUUUCCCAUAUAUUCAGUAUGAUGAAGAUGCAAAAUCAGGGAAAACUCAGAUGCCAGUCAAGUUUGAGGUCAAUGGUGUUAAUUUGACUGAGAUUGCCGGUGGUGAGAUAGCAACGACCAACGUGCAUUCCUGCAAUGGUCCUGAAUUUGUUUUACAGCUUCAGUUCUCUUGUAAGCAAGAUAAUAUGAGAAAACACAGAUCUCCUAAUUUAAAGACUUAUCGCAAAGCUAAUGCUCGCCUGAAGUGCGUCUAUUUUCCAAUUGAAAAGGGAAAGGAGAACAUUGACAAAAUUGUGGAGAAAUUAGGGACCAGAGAAAACUUUGAGACCUUUAGUCGUGUCUCUAUUCGGAGGCUUGGCCGCCUGCUUCCCGAUGCUCGUUGGGGCUUGCUUCCUUUCAUGGAUAUGAAGCAAAAAAGAGGAACCUUGGCACAAUUGCUGAAAAGAUGUUGCAUGAGAGUUAAAUGCUUCAUAGAGACUGAUGCUGGCUUCAAUCCAACAAGAUCGAAGACUGAUUUAGCUCAACAUUGUCCUUUCACAACUGCAUUGAGAAAUUUUGGCGAUAAGCCUCUUGAGAAUGAGAAUGACAUCAAAGUUCAAAUAUAUAAAGAUGGAAACCUUCUAAAUCCUUUGCAAUUAAAGAAGGAAUAUGAGGACUGGUUAAUUCAGAUGCAUAGAUACGAUGACGAUGAAGCUGACUGUGGUGAAGACCAACCUGUCUUUGUUGUAAGUCCUGCAAACAAAAAGGCACUUCGUAUAUCAUCUGAAGUCGCAAGGGUGCAUAAAUCCAUAAUGAGGAAUGGAAGGACCUGGAGUUGUGGUCAAAGAAUUAAAAUACUCAAGGGAGCAUGUGCUGGGGUUCAUAACAACAAUGUCUACGCCACGAUUGAGUAUUUUUUGCUUGAAGGUCUCCAAGAUGAGUCUGGUGGUGAGGCUCGCAUUUUAUGCAGGCCUUCAAGUCUUCCAGAUGAAAAGGGUUGCCUCCUUUCAGUCAAUAAUGGGGAGACUAAUUUGGAUAUGGGUGGAUCCUUGUCUAUACCACUAAGUGUGAUUGACGCCGGAAAGUGCAUAGCUGUUGAUAAAACAGAGUGGGAUAUCCAUAUUGAGAAACGACGCCAGAAAUCUCCUUCUACAAUUGAACUUCUUGGUGCUGAACAAUGCCAAGAGUUGGAGGUUAAUGGGGCAUUAGUGGAUGCUCGAGCUGGAAAAAGUCCUCCAGAAGAAGUAGUGGCUAUUGUUCGACCUGGAAAUUAUGUCAGUUCCAGUUCUUCAAAAAGCCUGGAUCAGAAGUACAUAGUCAAGAGUAAUUUAGAAAUGACUAUGAAAGUCAACUUUAAAGGCGAUGCCGAUGAACGUCCGAAUGUUAGUCAUAUAUACUCAGAGCGGGUAGGACCUAAGUCACUUAAGGGAAUUCAAGGGUUAUAUGUUUUUUCCGUCAAACACAAGCUGAAUGGUUUCUAUCGAAGUGCUGGUGUCUAUACGUUCUCAUUUCAUCUUAAUGAGUCAGACUGUAAGAGUUCUGAGAGAAGUGUACAAAUCAAGCCAUCUUCCAAGGUUGGAAAGUGGGUCCUUCUAAACGAUGAUCAGCUUACACUGCAUAGAGUGAGAGUUGGUUCAGUAUUUCCACCUCUCUCGAUAGCAUGUCUUGAUGAAUUUGGCAAUCGAAUUCGGUUUGCUACUGUGAAAGUCGCUGUGAAAGUUCAGACAAAUGAGGGAUUGCUGCUUUUCCAUGUAGAAAAAUUCACACCAGAAUUUUCAGAACAUACUUUGACUGUGAAGGAUAUGCUGAUGGAGAGCAGUGAAUUAGACAAACUUCGACCUACAUAUGGAGCGACUUUAGUUGUAUGUAGAAGUGAUGAUAAAUUUUCAGUUUCGGUUCCAUGUGAAGUUAAUCCUGGACCUCUAUGGAAUGUCAUGGCCAGUCCUAUUUUUGAAAAUCAAGUGCUUCCAGGUUACACUAUUCAGGAGUUUAUCCUAGAGAUGUUUGAUCAAUAUGGCAAUCAUGUAAUAGAAGGCACUCAAGUUCAAUUGAAUGUGGAGGGGUUAUCUAUUCAAGAUCGACUAGGUACAGCACGCACGGUUGACCGUCAUGGAUGCAUUGACCUUGGUGGCCUGUUGAAAGUAACUGCAGGUUAUGAGAAAAGUGUUUCAAUCUCUAUUUAUUCGGGCAAUAAUGUUUUACUUAAUCUUCAGUCUCAAACUGAGAAAAGGAUGUUGAGAAUUGCAACAAAGGUUCCUGAUGCGUGUGUGGCCGGUACUCAAUUGGAAAACUUGGUUUUCGAAGUUGUCAAUUCUGAUGGUGUUGUCGAUGCUACUAUUCAUCAUGAAGAGAAAAGUGGCCAGUUACAUAUGCUUACAAUAAAGGAUGACUCAUCAUUUAUGGAGGAAUCCCUUCGUUUCACAUUCAAUCAUGGUCGGUGCACUGUACCAACUAUUUUUGUUCCUGAAGUCGAAGAGAGCUUUAACUUUGUAGCUGCUCAUUCAUGUUAUCCAGAACUGCAUCUGAAUAUAAAGGUUCCUGUAGUGCAAGCUCUAAAGGAGAAAUAUGAUCAUCUGCUCACUGAAGAAGAGAAGCACGAUGGGUCUCCAACUCCGUGGGAGGUUUCUCCGCUCCAAGAAUUUCUGCAGCCAGUUGGAAACUUGAUGGUUCCAAAAGUGGAUCAACAAGAGUUUCAAUCCCCGUGUAACCGGCCGUGUUCAUAUGGAAACACAUCGCUUCUUCCAGAUUCUUCUGGCCUUCAGCAAUUAGUAAACCUCAAGGAACAACUGGUAUAUAGUAAGAAUACUAUGGACAAACAUGGAACACGCAUUGGAGAUAUGGAAAAAAAAUUGGAGACUCUAAAGGAAAUGAAAGAAAAAGCUACGCAAGAGCUCUAUAAAUUGCAAGGGUGUAUUGGAUCAUACAAAAAGCAUUUGAUAAACCACAUAGAAAGCAUGCCACACACUGCAGCUGCUAUCAUCUGUGCUCUGUCUAGAGAAGUUUCAUUUGAAGAGUCGAGCAAUCAUUUCAUGGGAGAUGUGAUUGGAUUGGUUGCUCUACUUGGUACUGUUUGCACUAGUAAUCUUAGCAGGAUAUUGGCUGAAUACUUAGGUAAAGAUCAGAUGCUUGCCAUUGUCUGUAAAUCCUUUGAAGCUGCUGGUGCUCUUGAGAAGUUUGUACAGAGUGACCACAAGGAAGUUGAUUCUAUGUAUCCAUUCUGUAAUCCGGCUCUACUUCAGAAGAACCCUACACAUGGUCGAUCUUUUGUUAUAUGUCUGGAAGACAUAAGGCCUUACACUGGUGAACUUGACCUUAGUGACCCUCAAAGGAAACUAGCAUUGCCAGAUCCAGUCUUGCCAAGUGGAAUGGUUCCGGAUGGUUUCUUAGGAUAUGCAGUCAAUAUGGUUGACCUGGAUUGCCAUCAUUUACAGAUGCUGACAUCUGCAGGCCAUGGUCUCAGGGAAACUGUAUUAUACUGUCUUUUCGGUCAGCUGCAAGUGUACAAAACCAGGGAAGAUAUGGUGGCUGCUCGUGCUUCUAUUAAACAUGGUGCAGUUUCUCUGGAUGGAGGAAUUAUGAAACAGAAUGGAUUAACUUCUUUUGGAGUCGGGGACAUUGAAAUAUGUUUUCCAGUAGCAGAAAGUCGGGAGCUUUCCACAUCAAUAAAUGCUGUUGAAGUGGAGAUGCAGAUUGAGGAGAAGAAGUCAACUUUGACAGAUAUCAAUAGGUGUAUCCAAACAGUGCACAAAUUCCAUCGGAAAGCAAAAAAGAAAUUUGAGAAGGCAAAGAAGUUGGGACAUAAGCUUUUGGAGGACAUCCGGUCAAGCCAAGAGCAGUCUCCCAGUCCAAAGAAAGAAGGGAGACAGCUCGUAAACACUAGCAGCUCUCAAAGUUCAUAAGCAUUAUACUGGUGGAUGUUCAGCUAGGCAUAGAUUUCUGAGUCCUCCCUUCACUUGGUUUCAGUAACUAGCAAGUUUCGACUAGUAUCAGUAUAUAACUGGUAAUUUUAGGUGGGUUACAGAAAUAUUACUUGGUAUACUAACGCUUAGCCUUGAUGGACAGUGAUGUAACUUCUAUCAGAAUGCACCCUUUUGUUUAAGAAAUGAAGUGAUAUAGCUUAGGCUUCUCCUCAUGCUUUAUUCUGUGAAAUGUUGAGAAUGCAAUGCAGACCUUAAUA
Argentina anserina (silverweed cinquefoil) is the source of this 6180-nucleotide messenger RNA. Its product is annotated as structural maintenance of chromosomes flexible hinge domain-containing protein GMI1. The transcript has 38 exons. Bases 1130 to 5902 code for a protein of 1590 amino acids. The record is from RefSeq and is a predicted model, not a curated record. Lineage: Eukaryota; Viridiplantae; Streptophyta; Magnoliopsida; Rosales; Rosaceae.